Messenger RNA from Cydia strobilella, 2422 nucleotides. It is a transcript of the gene SF1, whose product is annotated as splicing factor 1-like. Lineage: Eukaryota; Metazoa; Arthropoda; Insecta; Lepidoptera; Tortricidae. The transcript has 18 exons. Gene Ontology annotation, molecular function: zinc ion binding; mRNA binding. The record is from RefSeq and is a predicted model, not a curated record. The coding region runs from base 167 to 2422 and encodes 751 amino acids. Gene Ontology annotation, biological process: regulation of mRNA splicing, via spliceosome. Gene Ontology annotation, cellular component: nucleus.
UCACAUUAAUUGUUGAUUGAUUUGUUUUCCAGGGCAUAUUUAUGCAAUUACUGCCUUGCCAGUUGUUGUAGUGCUCUGAAGAAGUUCAGUCGGUGUUUUCAAGUAAAUGAGGACCGUUGAAGUGGGUUCGUGACUGUGAAUUAGGUUAACUUUGUGUAAAAGCAUAAUGAGUUCUCGGCAUCGCGAUAGGAGCCGUUCUCGAUCUCGUGAUCGCGAGCGGCACAAGGAGCGCGACCGGGAGAAGGGUCGGGACCGUGAUCGGGACCGAGAGCGUGACCGGGAUAAAGAUCGAGACCGUGACCGCGAUAGAGACCGCGGUCGGGACCGGGACAGGGACCGCCACCGCUCUAAGAGAGACAAGGAGGAUCGAGGGCGUAGCCGUGACAGGCACAAGGAAAAACGCCGAAGUCGGAGCCGGAGUCAUAGCCGUGGGCGGAAGUCCAAAGAUAGGGAUGGAACCAUAGCCCUCCUGGACCAGAUGGUGGGCACCACAACAAAGGCGACAGCACGCGCAGUGGCCGGCAAUGGUGUAGCCAACCCUGCAGCGCAUGCUGCCAUCCUGGCUGCGGCAGCUGUUGCCCAGCAUAAUCAAAAUGAAUGCCAGAAGUAUGUCAACUACAUGACAUUCGUGGCGCAGCGGCGCAUGGCGGCCCCCGUCCAGCCGGCAGCGGCGGCGGCGGCGGCGCUGUCUGCCGCCACCGCCAUCCCGCUGCCCACCUCCGUGCAGCAGAAGCUCGAGCAGCUUCAGGCGCGCACCGAGGGCAGAUACAGGGACAAGUCCCAGCCCCCGCAGGACUACCACCCUGAUGAUGACACCGACGACGGCCAGGGUCCGCCGGGCGAGACGGCGGCGGAGCGGCGCGCGCGGCGGCGGCGCACGCGCUGGACGGGCGGCGCGCACGACAAGACCUUCAUCCCCGGCCUGCCCACCGCGCUGCCCUCCACGCUCACCCCGCAGCAGGAGGAGCAGUAUCUACUGCAGCUGCAGAUCGAGGAGGUGUCGCGGAAACUGCGCUCGGGGGACCUCGGCAUCCCGGCCAACAUCGACGAGAGGUCGCCAUCUCCUGAGCCGAUCUACUCGACCGACGGCAAGCGGCUGAACACCCGCGAGUACCGCACCAGGCGCAAGCUGGAGGAGGAGAGGCACCGGCUCGUCACCAGGAUGCAGACCAUCAACCCGGACUUCAAGCCCCCUCCGGACUACAAGCCACCAAUAAUCCGCGUGCACGACAAAGUGAUGAUCCCUCAAGAGGAGCACCCCGACAUCAACUUCGUGGGGCUCCUGAUCGGGCCCCGCGGCAACACGCUCAAGGCCAUGGAGAAGGAGACGGGCGCCAAGAUCAUCAUCAGGGGCAAGGGGUCCGUGAAGGAGGGCAAGGUCGGCCGCAAGGACGGACAGCCUUUGCCUGGUGAAGAUGAGCCUCUGCACGCGUACAUAACGGCGGCCAGCGCCGAGUGCGUCAAAAAGGCGCUCGACAAGAUCAAGGAAGUCAUUCGACAGGGUGUGGAGGUCCCGGAGGGGCAGAACGACCUGCGCCGCAUGCAGCUGCGCGAGCUGGCGCAGCUGAACGGCACGCUGCGCGAGUCCGACGCCCCGCGCUGCGCCAACUGCUCCGCGCUCGACCACAAGACCUGGCUGUGCCCCGACAAGCCCAACGUCACCUCCGCCGUCGUGUGCUCCGCCUGCGGGGGCGCCGGACACAUCGCCAGGGACUGCAGGGCCCGGCGGCCCGGACACACGCCCACCUCCAUGCCUAACAAGGCUAAGAUCGACGAAGAGUACAUGUCUCUGAUGGCGGAAUUGGGCGAGGCCCCGCCCCCCGGCAGCAACAACACCGGAGGGGGAGGGGGAGGGGGUGGAGGCAACAACGCUCGACGUUUCGGCGGCGGCCUGUUCCAGCACGCGCCGCCCGCGCGCGCGCUCAUGGCUCCGCCGCCCCAAGGCAACAUCCCCACGUCGCUGCCGCCGCCGCCCACCGCCUACCCGCCGCCGCCGCCGCCGCCGCACGCCGCGCCGUGGCUCGGCGUGGCCAACAACCAGCCGCCGCCGCCCGGCCUGCCGCCCGCCUUCCCGCCGCCGCCGCCGCCGCACCACCAGCACCACCAGCACCACCAACACCACCACCACCACCAGGGAGACAAGAUGGGCCCCGGUCCGGGUCCGGGUCCGGGACACAUGCAGCACAUGGCUCCGCCGCCGCCACCGCCUGGUAUGAUGGGCAUCCCCCCGCCGGGCAUGGGGGGCCCCCCGCCGGGCGCGGGCGGGGCGGGUCGCCCCCCGCCGGGCUGGCGCGGGGGCGGGGGAGGGGGCGGGUCGGGGGCUGGCGCGGGGUCGGGGUCGGGGGGCGGCUACAACCCGCCGCCGUGGGGCGCGCCGCCGCCCUUCCUCCGUCUCUUCAAUUUCCAAGUUGGGAAUAAAUGA